AUAGUCUGUUAUUAUCGAAAUUUGCUUGCGAAUUAAUCAUUGAUCUAUUUCGAGUGUUUCUGGAACGAUUGGCACUUUUAUAAUAUUUUGUCUUUUCACAAUGCUGAGCGGAAUUUGCUUUAUUUACUUUUACCGUGAAAUCAUAGUUUAUUGGAUCUGACAGAUGUUCAUUCGUAUUAUAUGUACAAUCUUUAGGAAAACUAGAAACAGUAUUUUGACUAUAAUCAGAACUUGAAAGAGUUUCGCGUAUAGAUGAAACUUUUGUGGCAGUUUUAUCAAUUUUUCGGAAAUUAAUUGAGGACGGAACGAAAACUACCACCAAAUUUCUUUCUUUCCAACUGUUAAUGUUAUCGGAGAUGUCCUUUGGAUAGUUGUCUAAUUUGUAUUCAGUUGUUCCUAGAGUUGAUAUUACUGACAAGUAUUUUUCAAUGGUAAUAGAUAAGGUUUCAGCCCUUUCGGCCUCGUUACUAAUUAUAUUUGGUAAGUAGAAUCCUAUAGAUUCUUUAGCAUUGCUUGCAGCUUUCUCCAAAUCGGUAAAUGAUCGGUUAGAAUCUGAAUUCUUUUUAAGGAGGAGUAACAGUUUCUUUGGUGAAAAUGUCGACAAUUCUGCCCCAUGAGUAUUCAGUUUUUGUCUAAAGUUCUUAACACAAGUAUUGUAGUGACCCAAUAAAAGCUUGACUUUUUUUUCCCUAUCGUAUUCGGUUAAAACGAGAUUUUUAAAUUGUUUUGUAUUUGAUGUAGUGGACGAAGAAUUCGAAAGCCAAUUAUAUAGUGUACUUAUUGGUCCAACUCUGUCGUAAAGACCUUCAUACACGCCGUAAUGUUCAUUUGCCAAAGUGUCAGCUUCUUUGCAAAUCGAUGUUAUUAAAUUUAACCAAUAAUGCAUCAUAAAUUGAUGCGGUCUAUCUAAAACCGUCGAUCUUGCCAAUUUUAGCCAUUUAUAUAACUUUCUUGAGUAUUCCAAUUCAAUUUUUGCUCUCUCGUCUAUCAAGUUCAUUACGUUCUUUGUUAAUCCGACACCAUUUUCAACCAGAUUUCUAACAGCCGACACGGACACAUAUUCAAUUUCACCGGAAGUCAAGUUAUCCAUUCUAUUAGGGGCAGUUUUUAAAAUAAUCGUGACGUAUUAAUGAAAUACUAAUUUAUUUUAAGGGAUGAUAUAUCUAUUUAAACUAUAUACUGUAUGAAUUACGGAGGAAGAUAUUAUUCCUUGAUGAAAUUAACUAAUAAUUAGCCUACUCGACACGAGUUAAUAAUCUCCAUUAAGAAGUAAUUUUUUUGCAACAAGAUAGUUAGAUAGAUAGAUAGAGAGCGAGAAAGAGAGAGAGAGAGAGGGUAAGAGAAAUGCGAAUCGGAAAAAGCUUAACUAGGAUAAUGACCUUAGUGAUCAACUUCUUUAAAAGUAAUUAAAUAACACAUUGUUAUAUUGUCCUCUACACAUAAACUUUAAACAAAGCUAUGUUAUUUAGUUUAUAAUAAGGGAGAAUAAGUGUUCAUCCAGGUUAUUUUACUGUCAAAUGUCAUCUGCUCUACAAUGAAAACGAUGUUAGUAAAAUGACUGAUUUUUCUCAUUAUACAUUUGUUUGUCCAAUACAAUUUGUUUAGCUAUAAAGAAUUUAUUCACUCAACUCUAUUCUCUUUGAGAAAAAACAAAAAACCAAAGCAAACCAACAAACAUAAAAGUUAUUAAUUUUAAAAAUUAAGACCCUGCAAUAAACGAACCAUGAAUGAUCGAAAAGGAAUAGCUUUGGAUGGAGGUUACGGUUGGCUUAUUGUUCUCGCCUCUUUUGUUAAUCAAGCUCUUACUGUUGGAAUCACGUAUACUUUUGGAGUUAUUUUAGUGAAAUUGUUAGAUACUUUUAAAUCUGAGGAAAGUACAACAGCUUGGAUAGGCUCAAUUCAAUCUUGCUUGCUAUAUUUAGUGGGAAUUAUUGGAGGUCCAUUAAUUAGGAGAUUUGGAUGGAGAGUUGUUGCUAUUUCGGGUUCCAUUUUAUCGGCGAUUGGAUUUGCUUCAAGUGGGCUAGUGAAUAAUUUAUACUUAUUAUACUUGACUUAUGGGAUAAUAACAGGUAUUGGUAAUGGUCUCGUCUAUUUGACGUCUAUGGUUUGUAUUCAACAUUACUUUGAUAAAAGAAGAGCAUUAGCGACCGGAAUAGUCGUUUCUGGUAGCGGUGUUGGAAUGCUAUUAUUUUCUGUGGCAACACCAGCCCUACUUAAGAAAAUCGAAUGGCGGGCUACGUUUUUUGUCCAGGCUGCGAUUAUGCUUUCUGGCAGUUUUUUCUCCGCUUUAUAUAAGCCAAUCAAAAUGCAAGUAUUAUCCGAGAGAACGCCUUUAAUGGAAUCUUCUUGCGAAGAAACUGAAAAGAAAUCAAAGCAUUCCUCUUUCACCAUUGACUUAUCCCUAUUUCAAGAACCAAUCUUUAUAAUAUUUUGUAUUUCGCUACUCUCUUUCGGAUUCUCUUAUCACGUUCCCUUUACCUAUACUCCUGAUAGGGCAAUUCAUAUAUCUGGCGGUGAAAUUACUUUAUCGGAUGCGUCAAUUUUCGUUUCUAUAAUGGGAAUAUCAAGCGUUAUUGGACGUUUAAUUAUGGGAUCGUUUUCAGAUACAAUACCUAAUAUUAGAUUUUAUAUUUUUGGAUCAGUAUUGAUUUUAGGAGGUAUUUUGAACAUGUCAAUAUCAAUCUUUACCACAUACAUCCGGAUAGUUUUCUAUUCUAUUCUAUUUGGAGUCUUUUCCGGUUUCUUUGCCGCUUUAUUCCCAGUUGUUCUUGUAGAUCUAUUAGGCGUAAAUGAAAUUGAGAAAUCAAUGGGACAAGCACUAGCAGUGACUUCUUUCGGCUUUCUUGUAGCAUCUCCCUUAUCUGGUAAAUUUAAUAAUUUUUUUUUGGCAGAUUUUGUCAUUUUAACUCUUUUCAACUUUAGGUUCAAUUAUUCAGCUUACAAACAGUUUCGACACACCAUUCUGGGUUGUAGGAGGAUGCGAAUUUUUAGGAGGAUUGAUCUUCCUUUCAAUAAGAAUUAUCAUUUGGUCUAGAAAUAGGAAAAAGGUGGAUAAUUAUCAAGAAGUGAAAUGAAUAGUAUGCUGUAUAUAUAGGACUCGAUGUAGAUUUUCUGAUAUUAUAUAAAUCGGUUGAAAUAGAAUACAAACUAUUAAUUUACAAA
This is a messenger RNA of Dimorphilus gyrociliatus, 3162 nucleotides long. The record is from the annotation of a GenBank genome assembly. NCBI's taxonomy places the organism in Eukaryota, Metazoa, Annelida, Polychaeta, Dinophilidae.